Messenger RNA from Taeniopygia guttata (zebra finch), 721 nucleotides. RefSeq names its product histone H2A. Gene Ontology annotation, molecular function: protein heterodimerization activity; DNA binding; structural constituent of chromatin. Gene Ontology annotation, cellular component: nucleosome. Lineage: Eukaryota; Metazoa; Chordata; Aves; Passeriformes; Estrildidae. The record is from RefSeq and is a predicted model, not a curated record.
CGGCGGAGCGGCGGCGCGGGGAGCCAUGUCCGGGCGCGGGAAGCAGGGCGGCAAGGCGCGCGCCAAGGCCAAGUCGCGCUCGUCGCGGGCCGGGCUGCAGUUCCCCGUGGGCCGCGUGCACCGGCUGCUGCGCAAGGGCAACUACGCGGAGCGCGUGGGCGCCGGCGCGCCGGUGUACCUGGCGGCCGUGCUGGAGUACCUGACGGCCGAGAUCCUGGAGCUGGCGGGCAACGCGGCCCGCGACAACAAGAAGACGCGCAUCAUCCCCCGCCACCUGCAGCUCGCCAUCCGCAACGACGAGGAGCUCAACAAGCUGCUGGGCAAGGUGACGAUCGCGCAGGGCGGCGUGCUGCCCAACAUCCAGGCCGUGCUGCUGCCCAAGAAGACCGACAGCCACAAAGCAAAGAGCAAGUGAAACAAAUCCGAGGAGCGUUCCCACCUCAAAAGUAACCCAAAGGCUCUUUUCAGAGCCACCCACUUCGUCAUAAAAGGAGCUGUACAUCCUAGCAAAAAACGUGCUAAAAACUCCCCUCCGUACCCUCAAAAAAGCAAAUAAUCCCCUCUCAAACACUCAAGGUCCUUUUAAUCUUUGCUCUUGUAAAAAAUCGGGAAACGGCCCCAAACACUUUGUAUCUUAGCUUUUAAAUUGAAAUCAAAAUUUUGAACAAUUACUGUGUAAUAAAAUACGUCACUUUGUGUUGAUGGCGGUUAGAAAGCUUGU